AUGACUAAUUCAGAAGAUGUAUCAAAAGUAGGAGAUUUUGAUUACACUUGUAACAUUCCAGAGCUUUUAAAAUUAAGACCAGCACUUAAAGCACUAUAUGGAGCUGCCUACAAUCCAAAAAAAGCACUUCGUGUAUCGACUGAUACAAUCGCGAUUGAUGUAGUUCAAGACCACCCUUUUUUCUCAGGCAUUGAUCACUCAAGUCUAGCUAAGCUUGUCAAGGAUAAAAACAUUGACGAACUUGCUAACCUUGGAGGUGUACAAGGUGUUGCUGCUUCUCUCAAAAGUGAUACAACUGAUGGUGUAAGCGGAGAUCAAGAAGAUGUUGCAUGUAGACAUGAGGCUUUUGGAAGCAACAUGUAUCGUAAGCCACCUAGUAAAAGUUUCUUCAUCUUUGUUUGGGAAUCAUUCAAAGAUCCUACUAUCAUUAUACUUUUGCUCUGUGCUGCUCUGUCUCUUGGAUUUGGAAUUAAGGAGCAUGGACUGAAAGAAGGAUGGUAUGAUGGAGGGAGUAUUUAUGUCGCUGUGUUUCUUGUCAUCGCUGUUUCGUCUAUUAGUAAUUUCAGACAAAACAGACAGUUUGAUAAGCUUUCCAAAGUGAGCAAAAAUAUUCCAGUUGAAGCUGUUAGAAAGAGGAGGCGCCAACAGAUAUCGAUUUUUGAAAUUGUUGUUGGAGAUGUCAUUUGCUUGAAAAUUGGAGAUCAAGUCCCUGCUGAUGGGAUUUUGGUAGAAGGUCAUUCUUUACAGGUGGAUGAAUCUAGCAUGACUGGAGAAAGUGAUCACGUAGAGAUUAACCUUACCCGAAAUCCAUUCUUGAUAUCUGGCACGAAGGUUGUCGAUGGCUAUGGCAUGAUGCUUGUGACAUCGGUUGGAAUGAACACGACCUGGGGUGAAAUGAUGAGCCAAAUCAGCAGUGAUUCUAAUGAGCAAACCCCUCUCCAAGAACGACUCAACAAGCUUACUACAUCUAUUGGUAAAGUUGGGUUGCUAGUUGCUUUCUUAGUUCUUGUUGUCCUAUUGGUUAGAUACUUUACUGGGACCACAAAAGAUGAGAAUGGGAACAAAGAAUUCAACGGGAGCAAGACAUCAUCUGAUGAUGUGAUCAAUGCUGUGGUGGGAAUUGUUGCUGCUGCUGUUACCAUUGUUGUUGUCGCGAUUCCUGAAGGCUUGCCUUUAGCUGUUACACUUACUCUGGCUUAUUCCAUGAAGAGAAUGAUGGUUGAUCAGGCAAUGGUUAGGAAGCUCUCCGCAUGUGAGACUAUGGGAUCUGCCACCACCAUCUGUACAGACAAAACAGGCACUCUUACAUUAAAUAAGAUGACCGUGACAAAGUUUUUCUUAGGCAAACAACACGUGAAGGCAGAAAGUCAUACAUCAAUUUCAGCAAAAGUUCAUGAACUAUUCCAUCAAGGGGUUGGAUUAAACACUACUGGUAGUGUUUUCAAGUCCUCCGAUCCAUCUUCCAGCUUUGAGUUCUCAGGCAGCCCUACUGAAAAAGCUAUUCUUUCAUGGGCUGUUAUGGAACUGAACAUGGAGAUGGAUCAAAUCAAAAGAAAUUUCAACAUUCUACAUGUGGAAGCUUUCAAUUCAGAGAAAAAGAAGAGCGGUGUCCUGAUCAAGAACAUCAGUGAUGGCACAAUUCAUGCACAUUGGAAAGGUGCUGCUGAAAUGAUUUCAAGAAUGUGCUCCCAUUACUAUGAUCUAGAAGGGAACGUAAAACCUCUAGAGGAAUCAGAUAAGGAAGAAUGUGACAGGAUAAUUGAAGGAAUGGCUGCCAGCAGCCUGAGAUGUAUCGCAUUCGCACACAAGCAAGUGCCAAAAGCUGAGCAGGAGGAUAAUGAACAUAUGCAUGGAAAUGUUCCAGACAACUCUUUCAUUCUUUUGGGCUUUGUUGGCCUAAAAGAUCCAUGUCGGCCAGGCGUGAAGAAAGCAGUGGAAGCUUGCCAAAAUGCUGGUGUGAACAUCAAGAUGAUCACUGGUGACAAUGUGUUCACUGCAAAAGCCAUA
This is a messenger RNA of Solanum tuberosum (potato), 2007 nucleotides long. Its product is annotated as putative calcium-transporting ATPase 13, plasma membrane-type. Gene Ontology annotation, cellular component: plasma membrane; intracellular membrane-bounded organelle. Lineage: Eukaryota; Viridiplantae; Streptophyta; Magnoliopsida; Solanales; Solanaceae. Gene Ontology annotation, molecular function: P-type calcium transporter activity; ATP hydrolysis activity; ATP binding. The record is from RefSeq and is a predicted model, not a curated record. The transcript is spliced from 2 exons. The annotation marks the transcript as partial. Gene Ontology annotation, biological process: calcium ion transmembrane transport.